AUGUUCAUAUCGUACUAUAAUUUAAUUUUUACUCUUCUAGUUUUCAAUUUCCCGGUUGAUGUUUACUCACACACAUUCUACAAGGAUUCUUCUCUUAAAUCUGACCAUAGUCUUCAAUCUGUGCAUUACAACGGCAGCGUUAUUGGCGAACUAUCCACUUUUGAGCUCCAGAAGCUCUUCGACACCAUCCCGCCCCUCGACCACGUCGUUUUAUUUUACAUUAACUUGAACAGUGACUGCAGGAACUUCUUCCCUCUGUACUCUCAGCUGUAUCGUGACUUGUACUCUGAGGGCUAUAAAAUCAAGUUUGUCAAGUUCAACUGCCAGGGCCUCGACAAGAGAAUUAAGAUAUGCCAGAAGUACAACAUCAACGUCGUGCCCACCCUCGUCUACGUGUCCAGCUACCGCAUUCAGAGGAACAACAUUCCGAGGACCUCCUUCGUCAGGAGGUUCCUGCGGUACCUCUUCUUCGACAAGAACUCCGACGUCAACUUGGCCAACGCCACCAGGUUCGUCCGUGCUCUCAACUUUUCUCUUAGGUACAAGGGUGAGAUUUUUGCCUACGACCAGCUUCACGACUGGGUCUCUCUGAUGUAUAACCUGUCCACUUUCAACCGACGGUUCGGCACCAGGAGGGACUUCGUGAACUCUCUCAGGAGCCUUUGGAACGAAUUCAUUUCUAUUUUUAAACGCUAA
Theileria orientalis strain Shintoku is the source of this 696-nucleotide messenger RNA. RefSeq lists its product as uncharacterized. The coding region runs from base 1 to 696 and encodes 231 amino acids. Lineage: Eukaryota; Apicomplexa; Aconoidasida; Piroplasmida; Theileriidae. The record is from RefSeq and is a predicted model, not a curated record. The transcript has 3 exons.